Solanum stenotomum is the source of this 483-nucleotide messenger RNA. Its product is annotated as vacuolar protein sorting-associated protein 28 homolog 2-like. The coding region runs from base 1 to 483 and encodes 160 amino acids. Gene Ontology annotation, biological process: protein transport to vacuole involved in ubiquitin-dependent protein catabolic process via the multivesicular body sorting pathway. Lineage: Eukaryota; Viridiplantae; Streptophyta; Magnoliopsida; Solanales; Solanaceae. Gene Ontology annotation, molecular function: protein-containing complex binding. The record is from RefSeq and is a predicted model, not a curated record. The transcript has a single exon. Gene Ontology annotation, cellular component: ESCRT I complex.
AUGGAUGUUAAGUUGUGGAAUGACAAGCGUGACAGGGAAAUGUAUGACGAUGUUGCUGAGCUCUUUGCAAUCAUUACAGCAACGGAGAAGCUCGAGAAAGCAUUUGUUCGUGACAUCAUUUCACCGGCUGAUUAUGAAACUGAAUGCCAGAAACUGAUUUCUCAUUUCAAGAUCCUAUCUUUGAUAUUAAAGGAUACUGUACCUAACAUUAAACAAUUUCAUGAUGCCUACAAAAUGAACUGCUCUGCUGCCCUGAACCGACUCGUGACAUCUGGAGUGCCUGCUACAAUAGAGCACCGUGCUACCGCAACCUCAAUGGAACUGUCGUCUUCACUCAAUAAGCUUUCGACUCUUCUGCCUGCUGAUGUUGAUCAGAAGAUAGAAAUGAGAGAGUGGUUGUCAAGUCUUUUGUUGAUAGUUUUGGUGUUUUUUGUCUCAUUUUUUCUUGGAAUCGUAUUGAAGGAUAUGAGAAAAGGAUAUUAA